Oppiella nova is the source of this 528-nucleotide messenger RNA. The record is from the annotation of a GenBank genome assembly. Lineage: Eukaryota; Metazoa; Arthropoda; Arachnida; Sarcoptiformes; Oppiidae.
AUGUCACUAAAACGAAACAUGGAUAAUUAUGUGUUCGUCCCUACUCUGGUUAGACCUAAAAGUUGUGGGACAUUGCGUUUGAGGGGCACAUCCAUUUUUGAUAUUCCACUCAUUGAUCCUAACUUUUUGGGAAACCCUGUGGACAGACAGGCAUUUUUAGAGUUAGUCUCUGACACCUUCCGUUUCGUAGAGACGUCCCAAUUUUCGCAGUACGCAUACGUCAACCCACGUCCCAUACCCGGCUGCAAGUACUGCGAUACGGGACCGGUAUAUAAAUGCACUCAAUAUUUAAAGUGUCUUAUCAUGCAAACCGGUAUUUCCUUAUAUCAUCCGGUGGCCAGUUGUAAAAUGGGUGACCCUUCCAGACCCGACACUGUAGUCGACCCCCGGCUACGAGUGAAAGGUGUGAAACACUUACGAGUAGUCGACUCAUCCAUAUAUCCGACGAUAAUCAACGCCAACACAAACGCGGCGGCGAUGUUGGCCGGAGAGAAGGGCGCCAUUUUGAUUAGCCAGGACAACCCAUAA